This is a messenger RNA of Penaeus vannamei (Pacific white shrimp), 1626 nucleotides long. Its product is annotated as protein THEM6. Lineage: Eukaryota; Metazoa; Arthropoda; Malacostraca; Decapoda; Penaeidae. The record is from RefSeq and is a predicted model, not a curated record.
ACUGAUAAUUUCACUGCGAGCGGAUCCUUCCGUAUGCGCACAACUUCCCUACAAGAACGCAGCAAGAGGUAAACAUUGCAUCAUCGACUCGCUGCUGAGCCGGUAUCGUGAUGAUCAUUCUGCUGCAAAUUUGAAGAUACUGAUUAGCAUUAGGAAAAGUUACUAGUUUCAGGGAAGUGGAUUUUGGUUUAAAGACUUCAAGAUGGUUGAGUUUUCAACUGUUGCUAUAGGUGUGCUUCUAUCCCUUGAACUGGGAUACUUUGUGAAAGCUGUUGUCUAUGCUUUUGGCUCAAGGUUUCUGCUGCCAAAGCUUCAUCCUCUUGAAGCAUCAAGGUUAUACGGUAUAUGCACAACCAGAGACAUAGACUUCCUGUUGAACCACAUCAACAAUGCACGAUACCUCAGGGCAAUGGACUUUGGUCGUGUGGACCACUUCACCAGGGCCAGACUUUUAAGUGGCCUAGGAGGGAAGAAGGUGCAGGUUCUUGUUGCAGCCAGUACCAUCAGAUACCGCAAGCCAGUUUACCUCUUUAUGCCUUACAGGCUGGAAUCUCAGAUUGUUUACUGGGAUGAGCGAAAUUUAUACUACCGCCAGAACUUUGAAACGAUCCACGACAACUUCCUACGAGCAACUGCCUACGUAAAGCUAACAGUGUUGGGGUCAAGUCCAGAUGAACUCUUGACUGCCUGCCUUUCAGAAUCUCCAGAACGACCAACCAUUCCAAAUGAUCUUGAAUCUUGGAUGCUCUAUGUAAAGCAGAACAGUGAGAAUCUCAAGAAGAAAUUGUAGGAAGUUUGCAAUAUAGUCUGCUGUCUUUUGUUUUAUCCAUGUUUUAUAAUGCACACAGUCAUUUGUUCAAUUUAUUGCUGUCAUAGCCUCAAUCAAAUGGCACUCUGCAAUAUUCCUCCUUUGCAAACCAAUUUGAAAUUUAGUAUUAUCCAUGUUUGUAGUAGAUGCACUUUCUUUAAGCUAACUGUUCAAAAGCCACAAAUGGGACUGAGUGAUCCUUCAUAGUCUUACAUACUUUGUAGAUAACAUAUUUUAUUUUAUUUAUUUUAUUUUUUUAUUUUUUUUAUUUUAUUUAUUUAUUUAUUUUUUUAUCCAAGUCAUACAGUGGUUAAAUAUUGCCCAAAAUAUUUUGCUGAUGUUGCAAGCACAUUAUUAUAAUAUACUUAGACAUGGGUAACAUGGUACCUAUUUAAAAGGCAAAUAUAUUCGAAACCAGUGAUAUUUUCCCUUGUGAUGUCUCUUCAUAGUGCAAUGGUGUAUGAAUAUUCAAUGGCAUUCCUCUCUGGUACUGUCAGUCAGUUGUUAUGUACUUCUACAGGUACUGCUUCUCUUAUUUUUAUGCAUGGUCUAGUCAGUCUGUUUUAAGAACAAACUUUCUUAAUCACUCAUUUGUGUAUGACAUAGAGAAUACUGAAAACUUAUAGGAAUAUAUAUAUAUAUAUAUGAUGUGUGUUCAUUUGUUUGUUUAUUGUCAUUACAAAAGAUAAGUGUUCAUCUGCCCUGCAUAUCCAAGAGGUGGAGAUAUUACAUAGUAAACCUUUAUCUUAGACCCUGACAAGCCUUAUGUUUAGAGUUAAGCAUAUACGGAAGUUUGGAGGAAGUCCUUACAGUGCCAG